Ochlerotatus camptorhynchus is the source of this 528-nucleotide messenger RNA. RefSeq names its product glutamic acid-rich protein-like. Lineage: Eukaryota; Metazoa; Arthropoda; Insecta; Diptera; Culicidae. The record is from RefSeq and is a predicted model, not a curated record. The transcript is spliced from 2 exons. The coding region runs from base 1 to 528 and encodes 175 amino acids.
AUGUCACGGGAUACGAGACAAGCUGAAGUACAAAAUAGCAUACCGAGGAAACUGACACAGGAACAAAAGCUAUAUCGGUACGAGUAUCCAGUGCGGGUCAAAAGAUCACCGGCUCCCGUAGGGGAAGUUCUACAGACACCAUCACAAGCAUCGGUUGCCAUCGAGCAGGUACAGGAACAAGAGCAACAAGUAGAGGAGGCGGAGGUAGAAGAGUGUGAAGUAGCAGAAGAGUGUGAAGCAGCAGAAGAGCGUGAAGUAGUAGAAGAAGACGAAGAAGAGGGCAAUGAAACAUAUUUCUCGGAUAAUGAUUCAGUAGAAGAGCAGGAAGAAGAAGACAAUUCCAAUGAAAGUGAUAACUUGCCUGGAGCGGAGGCCUCCUGGCCUCCGCGGGUGCCUCAGGCACCGACGACGACGACUAGCUCGUCGUUUCAGCGAUUUGAAUUGGUCAAAUUGGUCAUUAGCGGUCUACGAUGCUACGACGAUGACGACUGUAGACCUCCGAUCGGGUUGAUCAGGCCCUGUGGAUGA